Messenger RNA from Morchella sextelata, 2181 nucleotides. RefSeq lists its product as uncharacterized. Gene Ontology annotation, molecular function: nucleic acid binding. Lineage: Eukaryota; Fungi; Ascomycota; Pezizomycetes; Pezizales; Morchellaceae. Bases 1 to 2181 code for a protein of 726 amino acids. The record is from RefSeq and is a predicted model, not a curated record. The transcript has a single exon.
AUGGUCAGGUGCAUGAUCAUGGACCAUCCUAAGUCGUUAUGGGGAGAAGCAUACGCAACAGCUGUCUACCUUAAAAACAGGCUACCGCACAGUACGCUUAAGGGAAAGACCCCCUUUGAAGCCCUGAAAGGAACCAAGCCAAGUAUACAACACCUUCAACCAUUCGGUAAAAAAUGCUAUGUCCACAUCCCAGAAAACUCUAGGCCAGCAGGAAGCAAACUAGCACCCCGAGCGUAUGAAGGAAUCAUAGUUGGAUACUCAGACAGUAAUAAAAUAUACCGUAUCUGGAUAGGAACACAACAUAGGGUAAUUGAAAGUCGGGACGUCACAUUCCCCCCUCCUGAAUCAGGGGAAGUCUCAGUGGAACUCGACUUCAUCCCCAGCCUGAAACCAGAAACGGCAAAUGCACCAUCAGACGACGGAUACGAAUCAGAAGACAGGUCUGAUCCAGAACCCGAGUCAAAUGCAAUCGAAGAAAACCGUACAGAAAUGCCAGGAUUGUUCCCGGAAUCACCGGAACAGGUUAGACAACCACCACCGGCUACACCACACAAGGGAAAACAACCUGCCGUACCUGUGGGACAACCGCGAGACCCAAGAGACAACUGGGAAAAAAUUCCAGCACCAGUCGUACCAUUCAAAGGCUUCAAAGGAAAACCACUCGUGUCAACGACACCCAAAGGUACACCACCACAACCUCCAAAACGAUCAGAUCGAAUACGCCAGCGAAAAAAUAGAGAAAUUGAAAUGGAAGUACGAAGGAAAGAGUAUGACGAAAAGGUAGUAGAACAACAGAAGUUACUUGCAAGUUAUAUCGAAGAUGUGAAAGAAAAUGGCCCAGGAGACAAAGCCACUGAACAAGAAUUAAUCGAUCAAUACAAAGAAGACUUCAGACGUUAUAGGGCUGAGUUAGACACGGAAUAUCGAGACAUAUCCAAACUCCCCCCGAACUAUCAAAUACACCUCGUAACAGAACCUUCCACCUUCAAUCAAGCUAUGCAGAGCGACGAUCAACACCUAUGGAAAAAGGCGAUACAGACUGAGAAAGACGCCCUUGACAAAGCCCACACCUGGGAUAUUGUCAACAGACCAACCAACCGAGCAGUAGUCAAAGGAAAAUGGGUAUUCAAAGUGAAACACAAUGCGGACGGAACAAUCGAGCGGUACAAAGCAAGGUACGUUGCUAAAGGCUUCACCCAAGUACAGUACCAAGACUACGAUGAGACCUUCGCCCCCGUUGCACGAUAUGAUUCUCUACGACUCCUACUGGCACUAGCUGCACACAACGGUUGGAUACCACAACAAAUGGACGUCAAGUCAGCCUUCCUGUAUGGUGUACUCAAGGAGGAAAUCUAUAUGGAACUGCCUGAAGGCUACAGGCAGGACAACAAGGUUUGUAAACUUCGAAAAUGCAUAUACGGACUAAAGCAAUCACCCCGUGAAUGGUAUGCUUGCCUAGCAGACUCCCUUCAACGGAAAGGAUUCGUCCCAGCCAAAUUCGACCCAUGUGUCUUCAUACAUAAGAACCACCAUCUAUACAUAUCGGUGUAUGUAGAUGACAUCAUGAUAUUUGGACCCGACUCCCCAUUCAGAAAAGAAAUCAGACAACUACUCAAGGCAGAUUUCGAAUGUACGGAUCUCGGUAACUCGAAGUUCAUACUGGGAAUAGAAAUAACGGUAACCAACAACGGUAUCACUCUAUCACAACGCGCAUACAUCAACAAGAUCCUGGAUAAAUUUGGAAUGAGUAACUGCAAACCAGUUGGCACACCACUCGAACCGAACCUCAACCUUCACAAAGGCGAACCGGAAGACCAAAUCGAGAAACCAACUGAGUACCAAUCCAUAAUAGGAUCACUGAUGUACGCGAGUAUAGCUACCAGACCUGAUAUCACCCAUGCCGUUACCGCUCUCUCCCAGUACUCCUCAUGCCCAACCGAGGACCACCUACGAGCAGCCAAGCGAACUCUCCGUUACCUCAACGGAACCAAAGACUGGAACCUGUUCUACCCGAAGGGGAAUACUAGAACUCUCGACGGAUUCUCAGACAGCUCCUACGCUUCAGACCUAGAUGACAGAAAAUCGUUCUCAGGAUACGUGUUCAGACUAGGGAAGUCAGCCAUCAGCUGGAGAAGCCGGAAGCAGAAAUCAGUCGCAGUCUCAACAACAGAAGCCGAAUAG